AUGUGUCAAAAGGAAGAGGCAACCACUGCUUUGCAUCACGACAACGAUGACGAUGGCAGUAUUCAUCGUCAUCGGGAUGAAGGACUCGGGAAACUGCCAGAAACCCCGAUACACGUCGUGAAUAAAACGGACUCGAAAUCGAGUCAUCAGCAUCAACACGUUCACGACUCAAAGUGCGUCGACUGCAACAUUUGGUCGCCGUCUUUGCAAGCCCGCAACCGCAACAGUGUUGUCGAAGAAUGGAAAUCCCAGCUUCGGGCUUCCAGUCCCCCAUCAUCAGCAGCACCGAAUGCUGCAAAUAAUCGUCAACACCAGGACACGACCAGGCAUUCCUUCAGUAGCCGAAAGAGCUCAUCAACGAGCACUUCAGUCAGGGACAACAACAAUCAUCCGCAGAGAAAGGCGUCGACUCUGGACCGGAAUUUCCGCAAGGAUUCCAGUAAACAAACAAGGAAGGACUCUGACCUCGGGUCAAUGAGUGUGGACAGCGAAGCCAGGAGAGAACAUAAGAAUGUCAAGCAGGUCGACGAGGACUGGAAGGCCUCGCUGAGUUGCUGUUGUACGUAUUCCCGCAGAUCGCCUUCAAUCGUCAGAAAAACGCAAGAACAUUCAGCAGCGGAACAUCAGAAGGAAAACCAACGUCAUCAAGACGAAACCACCCACAAGUCCUUCAAACACAUCGGAAGUCUGCACAGCAAACCAACAACAGCAAGCAAUAACGCAGAAUCCAGCAGCAGGAGGAAAUCCUCUGCCGUCAUCGACACUUCCGCUCAUCACAAUAAAUCAGCGACUCAAAAACCUGCCGAUCGAAAGGACUCAUCCUCUGCUCAUCAGGACACCCGAAGGCCAAGCAAGCCCGUCUCUGCUUCAGAUCAAGCCAAGCCAGCAGCAGCAACCGCAACCCGGAUGCAUCCGACUGCAGAAGCUGCAAACCGGGAUCACCAACUAACACCAGCAUCCGUCAUUACUCAGACCUCAGACAGCACAUCAACAUUACACUACACCACCAGUACACAGACACAAGCGACAUCUACUGCUGGGGCUCUGAGGCUGCUUGAGCCGGAGGUCGCCCAAGCCGUGUUGCAAAACCGGAGGAACUCGACUGCGUCGGAGCGACAUCUAGAAACUGACAAGAAGCAAGUGUAUCCUAGGAAAGCAAGCUUAGCCCUGUCUGAGACGUCCCAAACAUCCGAACACCAGCAGGAAAUCAUCAUCAACAACAGUUCCCAGUCUGACCAGAAACUAGUUUCUGAUUCCUUCGCUGAAAUCAAGACCUCGUUUGAAGAAGAACACACUCGAGAAAAUCCAGAAGAAAUCCCCAGCUAUCCAUCUGUUGAAUCCCCAGAAAUCAGUGGCUCUUUGACUAAAAGCAAGAACAGCAGCUCUGUGAAAACCACGAGGACUUCCAUUUCUGAAAAGGCCGCAAGAUGGAUGGGCGUUCAGAAUAAUACUAAGUCAGCCACUGAAUCAAAAGAAACUCAGCAUACCUUUGAAACAUCAGAGAAAAAGCCAGCUGAACAAUCUGGUCCCAAAAAUGUCAAACAAUUUCGAACCCCUGGACGAAGAACCAGUUUUGAAACAUCUGAAAACAAACCAAAAGAGGAUUCAAUUCAAACUCAACACCGCAGGGCAUCUUCAGCUGUCCAAGAAGACAAAAAAGCCUCAAAGUCUGUUGAACAGAUCUCUGCGGAAAAAUCUUCCAAAAGCAAAAAGGAACACACGAUUUCUUCCAGUGCAAACAGCUCCUCCCAGAUGGAAUCUUCCAAAUCAGAAAACUCGAAUUUGGUCACCAAAAAUUCUGAAUCCAAUGUCAAUAACUCUUCCAAAAUCUCAAAAACUGUCCCGAAAAAACCAUCCAAGCCUGAAAGCGCUUCCAUCACAACUACAGACACAGACAUCAAAGAAAAACAGACAUCAGUCGACUCUGGAAAAUUGAAGAAAAAGAAGAUGAAUGUCAUCACAAGCCUCAUCAAGUCCACUGUUGAAACAGUCUCACGAAUUGGCAGCAAAAAGGACACAAAGGGAUCAAUUGUACAUCACAAGACAUCAAAGGACAUUUAUAGUGACGGAAGUGACACUGAUGGAUUUGACUUGAUUUCAAAAUCAGUGCAACUCGAAGCUCCAAAAAUUCCUUCCCAAAAAGUGAGGAAACCUUCCUCAGGACCAAAACCUACAAAUAUCCCAUCAACUGCAGUUUCGCAGAAAAAGUCCAUCUCUAAGCAGGACCAGCAUCAGGAAUCUGGAAACAGUUUUCAGAAAGAUUCAGAACAACGGUCUUCAUCCAGAAAAUCCUCAACA
This is a messenger RNA of Notodromas monacha, 2298 nucleotides long. The record is from the annotation of a GenBank genome assembly. Lineage: Eukaryota; Metazoa; Arthropoda; Ostracoda; Podocopida; Cyprididae.